CGUCAGUUGGGGAGCAGCAGUUGUUCGGAGAGGUUAUCAUUUGUGCUUUCGCCCUUUUCUGCUUUUUGGCAAGGCAUACAGAUUAUAAUAUUCAUAGAGCGGGUUCUCUGAAAAUAGAAAGUAUUACCAAAAAAAGAUCAAUUUUUCAAUCCAGCCAUGACCAAUCCGGUGGUACCACCCGGCGUAGUCGGGCUUCCCUAUCGUUUUUCUGACGAGCGUACGGUCAAGUUCGUCGAGCUUUACGGCCGGGAACCUUGUCUAUGGAACAAGCGACCUUACCUACGGCGAGCUAGAAACGCAGCCUACCGGCGAAUUCAGGCGGGGAUCAAUGCUGACAUUGAGCCAUACGAAACAUGUCUGACCAUCCAGGGCGUCAAGAUGAAGAUCAAGAAUCUUCGCACUGGGUACCACCAGGAGCUGAAGAAGAUACGAACCAUUUCGGGCUAUCAGCCGAAGACGCCUUGGUUUGCCCCACUCCACGGAUUCCUGGCCGAGUUCUUGGACACGAAUGAAUUCGAAACAUCAACCACUCCGCAACUGAAGCGCCUACAGAUUCGUCUAACUAGGCUGAAGCCCAUCAAGCUCCAGACCGAGAUAAAACCGGAUCCAGAUGACAUGUCUGUCCCAGAGAUGCCAUCGAUUCCCACACCGUCGUCCUUGUUUACUGUCCUUCCAGCACCGAUGCCCAUGGAUCAGCCACCCACCCCGCCGCCAUCGCUGCCCAAGAUCGCCGAGAUCAAUACAGCUCCACUUUCGGCACCUGCCCAGAUGCCACUCCCCAUGUCGACGGCCUGCUCCCUUUCCGAAAAGAGUGAGGUUUUGGGAUUGGGAAUGGGAUCAUCGGUAGCUGGAAGGACGAAUGGAGCUGGACUGGGUGUGGGCAUGCGAGGUGAAGACGAAUUCACCUUCUUCGGACUCAGCGUAGCUGCUCAGAUCCGAAACAUGCCAUUGGCCAGUGCUAUGGUGAUGCAGUCCAAAAUCCAGUACAUGAUCUCCAUGGAGCGUCGCAAGAUAGGCGGACACUCGUGCGAUGUGGAUAUCUUUAACUGAAAACCAGUGAGGGAAAUCCUGACUUAAAAGUUAUCUUUUGUUUUUCAUAAAAAGAACAUUCCUUAAAACCUAUCUGUGAAUACGAUUCUCAGUUAUUUUUUUUGAAUAACUUGAAGAAAUACCUUUAGUUUAAGAACUAACCAAGAUUGUUUUUGUAGGAAAACACUUCUGCAGUUACAUAUUGUGCUAAACUCAAAACUGAAAAGA
Drosophila subpulchrella is the source of this 1257-nucleotide messenger RNA. RefSeq lists its product as uncharacterized. Gene Ontology annotation, molecular function: DNA binding. The record is from RefSeq and is a predicted model, not a curated record. The transcript has 2 exons. The coding region runs from base 157 to 1050 and encodes 297 amino acids. NCBI's taxonomy places the organism in Eukaryota, Metazoa, Arthropoda, Insecta, Diptera, Drosophilidae.